Molecule: messenger RNA, 3455 nt
Organism: Carassius gibelio (silver crucian carp)
Lineage: Eukaryota; Metazoa; Chordata; Actinopteri; Cypriniformes; Cyprinidae
Product: zinc finger protein PLAGL2
Exons: 4
Coding region: 434-1564 (376 amino acids)
Biological process (GO): regulation of transcription by RNA polymerase II
Cellular component (GO): nucleus
Molecular function (GO): DNA-binding transcription factor activity, RNA polymerase II-specific; RNA polymerase II cis-regulatory region sequence-specific DNA binding
Source: RefSeq, a predicted model, not a curated record
ACAAUGCACGCGCCCGUCAGCUCUAGUGCUGCUGUGUUUAGAGGGAAAGAAACAGCAGGCCCGAAACAUACACACAUUAUUGAACAAAAAAAUUCAUUGUCGACUGCGAACAGUUUUUGAGAGUUCAUCGAGAUAUGGCUGGGAAUCGAUUUUUUUUAUCUGCACCCUUGUGAGAUGGAAGAUGGAAGAAUGCGCGUGAAAUGCAACUUUUGUGGGGAUCAAAAGUUUCUGGGAGGGAGUAAUAGUGGACAUGCAUUUUCCGGAGGUCUGUCAAGAUAAUGAAUGUGCUUUUGUGAGAACAGAAGUCUGAACAUGCGAAAAAACAAUCUUCACUCCCAAGAAAAAUCACCCGUUGGAGCUUCUUGUCAGAUCGUUGGUUUUUCACAGAUGUACAGUGACAUACUCCUUGAAAACCACCCAUAUAUGUGAGAAAAUGUUCCAUGGCAAAGACCAGCUAAACAGCCACCUGCAAAACCACGACCCCAACAAGCAGGAGCUACGGUGCGAGGAAUGCGGAAAGCAUUAUAACACUCGUCUAGGUCUUAGACGCCACGUGGCCACGCAUGCCACCUCCGCCGGCGGUGACCUCACCUGUAAGGUUUGUCGUCAGACGUUCGAGAGCAUGUCGGCGCUACUCGAGCACCUGAGUACGCACACCGGCCGGCCUCCUCCGGGGACUGUUGUACGGGAAAGGAAGCAUCAGUGUGAACGGUGCGGCCGGUGCUUUUUCACACGCAAGGAUGUGAGGCGCCAUGCAGUAGUGCACACCGGCAGACGGGACUUCCUGUGCCCACGGUGUGCCCAGCGCUUUGGCCGUCGUGACCACCUCACCCGACACCUAAAGAAAAGCCACGCCCAAGAUUUGGAGACCCCUCCUCCGAUUCUCAUUAAGGAGGAGCCGAGUCCCAAUUUGUGCUCCGUCGGAUCUCCGAAGGAUGCCACAGAGGCUUAUUCCAUGGCCAUGUUCAAUCCUCAAGGCCUUCCGAGCACAUCUACCUCAGGGGUCAAUCAUCACCAUCACACGAUGGUGUCUGGCCCCCUGUCCAGCCCGAUGGGUGUGGGCUGUUACCUUGAGCCAAACAAGCCUUCUCUGCAGCAGUACCAGCAGGCUCACAGAUAUCAGCCGAGUUCCACUACCUCAUAUCUGAAAGUGGAGAUGGAGAACUUCCUGGCCGAACUCCAGUGCGGGCCAAUGCCACCACAGGCCGCUGUGGCAACUGCCGUCUCCCGGCCUGGCGACUUCCUCCCUGAUAGUCUGGGAAGUCAGAGUGCCCAUUUCACCCUCAGAAACUCAGCGUUCACCUCAGCCGAGCCGACUACCAGCUCCACCAACAUGGACCUCUCGCACCUGUUGGGCUUCCUGCCAUUCGGCCUGCCUCCCUACAGCACUCCCUUGGGAUACUCCACCACCACUGCGUCCCCAAGCCCUACCUCUCAGAUCUCUGGGCCACUUACCUCAUUUCAGCCACAGUCACUGCAGGAGCCUCAGGCUUCAGGGCACUUAAACCAGCUCUCUGGUUUCUCUCCAACUCUACCUCGAUUCCAUCAGGCCUUCCAGCAAUGACGGCGCCCAUGUCCACUAUGACCUGCCAGUAAAACGCAACAAUUCUGUUGCAUCAUUGCCAAGUAGCUCAUAGGUAAUGAACUGGAGACUAUAAAGUUAUGUGGGUGCGAGGUCUUCAAAUAGAUCCUGUAGAAUUAGACAGAAGGAUCGCUAGGAUAGAUAUUUGCCUUUAGAAUAGUUUUAACUUUGUGGUUUUUCCUAGAGGAUCUUCAGAGUGUUUUGUAGUGAUAAAUGAACUUAUAAAAUUCAUUAAAAAAAAUGUAACUGAAAAGUUAGCAAAAGAAAUACCUCAAUAUUUUUGUCAAGAAGGAAAAUAAUGCUAUUACAGUGUUCUCCGUUGUAAAAUGAAGCACUUUUUAUCAACGGCACUUCUAGGACUAAAGGUGCGGUCACAUUUAUUAUUGAUCUGCGAACUUCAGGCAUUUCAAUAAGAUUUGGCUUGGAAGCUUUGUAUGCAGAUGAAAGGAUUCCCUGUGCAAAGUUGGUGACACAUUUGCCAUGUUGACCAACAGAAAUCUGCUUGUUUUGUAAAGUGACUUAUGUGUGUGCUUUGCUUCAUACAUCUUCCUUUUUUCUCCAUGAUAUUCCGCCAAAAUUUCUCUAAUGUGACCGCACCAUAAAGUCAAGUUGAACUGUGGUCUUAGAUGUGCCUCUCAGCUCACGGUCACACAACACAAAAACCUACCUCUCUAAGCUGAACUCUUGUCACGAAUAGAAUUCAACCUUUUGACAAGAAAUGAAGCAAAUCCUCAUGCAAAUUGCAUGAAGAACGUUAUCUCAUUUCAUUUUCUCAUUCUCAUUCAUUUUUUUUAGAAUGCUCAGUGGUUUUAGUUUAUGAAUUUUUUUUUUUUUUUAGAGUCAGGUGAUUAAUUAGCAUUUAAUUAAUUAGCUUGUGUUGAGUUUAGCCUUUAGGUAAAAGUUUUUAGGCACUGUUGUGUUCACAUUCUCAAUGCUUAUGAAAGGAAUCACAGUUAUUGUGUAGACCCAUCUCUCUCUGUUCAUUCCAGAGUAUUUUGUGAAUGAAAUGCAGAAUAAAGCUUUGAUUAUUCUGGAAUUGAAAAUCAUAAUAAAAAAGCGAAUAUUUGUUUAAAAUUAAGUAGCCCAUCCGGACAAAUUCCCAAUAUGGGAACUAAAUAAAAUAUAACAUACAUUUUUCGUUUAGUAAUAAACACCAAUUUAUCACAUUUGUGUCCUGCAUAAUGAUGUUAAAAGAAUCUUGGGGAGAAAAAAUGGUUGUACUGGUUUUACACAGUUCUCACAUUGCAAAGUUUCCCUCAAUGUUUUGCCAUGAUUUAUGAGUAUCAAACAAAAUAAGCUUAGCACAUACCCUUUCAUUGCUGAAAAGCACUUCAAGUAUCUCUCCAUGCUAAACCAGGAGCACUGUCAGGAAAGAAAAUGUUUUAUCAUGUAAACUUGAAUGGUAUUUUAGCACUGCUUCACUGUCUGUACAUUUGACUCAGUGUUUCAUGCUCCAGUGUCCUAUAAGGUAACUGUGAUGGCAUAUGUUGUCAACUCCAUUUAGUUUAGGCCAGCUGAAGAUGUGAAUUAAUUUCAUGAGUUUCAUUUUAUUUAGAAACCAUCAUGGGCAUUUCCUCCCUUGGCUGAACUGAACUGAAAUUGACCUCAACCCAACUGUGAUGUUUAGACUCAGACGGAUCUACCUCAGUGAGAUGCACACUGUGCACAGCUGUACUGUACCUUUAGUAAGAAAUGUAAAGUUUCAUUGGCUGUUUAGCUGAAGUAAACAGGUGUUUUACGUCUUUAAAAUUCCAAACAUUGGCAUUUUUUGUUUUCAUGAACAUUCUGAAAGCAAGGGUGCGUGAGAGAUUAAGGUGUAUACGGAAAAGAAACAAUGUUAAGGAAGAAUUAAGAAAUAAAGCAUCUUGUAGAA